AUGAAAACCACACAGUCCACAAACGCGGACGCGUCCAAUUGGGAUAUGCCCCCUCCAUCCCAAUCCCACUUCGCGCAGUUCGCCAACUUCGCCCCGGACGACGGCGCCUCCUUCGAAGACGAAUUCAAACGUCUCGCCUCGUCACAGAAUUGGGUCCCCGGUUCGCAACAGUAUACACGCCAGCGCACCAUCGCCAUUCGCGAGGAACUCACGCUGCACUACUUCACUGCACCGGAAGCUCUACCAGGGUCUCAAUCGCGACAGCAGGGGACCCAAACCCAACCCCCCAUCCUCACACACGAACAACGCAUCCUCCAAGGCUACCAAUCCCUCUGUCUCGAAGUCGGACUCCCACCACCCGACACCAUCAAAGAAUGUAAACACGACCUCAAAAACACACUCGUCAACAUUAUCGACUUGAUUGAUGUCCGACGAGUAGUGGGCCUAGGCGACGGGGAGAAGAAGACGAGAGUCAAAGUGUGGGAUGAUUUUGAGGCGUUUAGGGACUAUACAUUGCAAGAUGAACACCGUAUUGACAGGGAGGAGGCGAAGCGGGGCGAUGGUAUUCUGGCGUCGUUGUUGCAGCGGCUUUAUGUGCCGGAUCGGAAGGGGAAGGGGAAGAGAUGGGGUAGGGGACGGGGGAAAAAUGAGAGUGUGGGUGUGUCGAAAACGGUCUCGGGGAGGGUGACGAAGGGUGGGAAUCGCCGGACAUGA
Dichotomopilus funicola is the source of this 714-nucleotide messenger RNA. RefSeq lists its product as uncharacterized. NCBI's taxonomy places the organism in Eukaryota, Fungi, Ascomycota, Sordariomycetes, Sordariales, Chaetomiaceae. The record is from RefSeq and is a predicted model, not a curated record. The coding region runs from base 1 to 714 and encodes 237 amino acids. The transcript is spliced from 2 exons.